AUAAUACGGUGCGGGACAAAGAGCUGUCGACUUCGGAGAGCUGUGCCCCUUUUCUUAGAAGAGAAAGGAAAUGGCGUCGGCAAGAACGCACCCUCUCAGAGGUCUCGCCGUGGCCCUGCUGCUGUCACUAUCAUGCCUGGCACUAAGCACGGGCGCAAGGUCCAUCGACACAACAGUACCUGCCGCUGACAUCGCGAAGCGCGCAGACCCCUCCCUGGCGGGCUACCUGGGCGUCUUCUUCCUCGGCGCGGACCCGUACGUGUACUUCUACCUCAGCAGCGGCAACGACCCGGUCGCGUUCAAGGCGCUCAACCGCGGCGCGCCCGUCAUGCGGCCGACCAAGGGCACCGGCGGCGUGCGCGACCCGUCCAUCAUCGCCGGCAGCGGCGCCGACGCGGGCAAGAAGUGGUACAUUAUCGGGACCGACUUGAAUAUUGGCAAGACAACGUGGGACGCGUCGCAGCGGACGGGGUCCAAGGGCAUCUUUGUGUGGGAGAGCACGGAUCUGCUAACGUGGACCAACGAGCGGCUGGUCACGGUUGAGGACAGCACUGCCGGCAUGGUGUGGGCGCCCGACGCCAUCUGGGAUCCCGCCAAGGAACAGUACCUCGUCCACUGGGCAUCCAAGUUCUACCCAACCUCCGACACGCGCCACACGGGCUCGCCGUCCAACAUCCGCAUCCGGUACGCGCACACGCGGGACUUUGUCACCUUCACCACACCGCAGACCCUGAUCGACAAGGCGCUGACGGACGUGAUUGACCUGUCGAUCCUCCAAAUCAACGCCACAUCAUACGUGCGCUUCCUCAAGGACGAGAGCAAGAAGAACGUGUUCGCCGAGGUGUCAUCCUCAGGACUGUUCGGGGCGUGGACGCGGCCGGGCGGGUCCGGCGCGUACAUCGCCAGCGGCGUCGAGGGCCCCGCAGCGUUUUGGGACAACGAGGUCCCCGGCAAGGCGCACUUGCUACUGGACUUUUACGGCGGGGAUGGGUACCGGCCGUAUGAGAGCACGGUGCCGGGGAGCAAUAGCGCGUGGACGGCGAGUAGUCGCUCUGCGUUCCCGGCGAACCUGCGCCACGGCAGCGUGCUGCCCGUCACGCAGCCGCUGUACGACGCGCUGAGGGCUAAGUGGGCGUGA
Lasiosphaeria miniovina is the source of this 1138-nucleotide messenger RNA. RefSeq names its product glycosyl hydrolase. The coding region runs from base 71 to 1138 and encodes 355 amino acids. The transcript has 4 exons. Lineage: Eukaryota; Fungi; Ascomycota; Sordariomycetes; Sordariales; Lasiosphaeriaceae. The record is from RefSeq and is a predicted model, not a curated record.